Messenger RNA from Setaria italica (foxtail millet), 913 nucleotides. Its product is annotated as heme-binding protein 2. The record is from RefSeq and is a predicted model, not a curated record. The coding region runs from base 70 to 735 and encodes 221 amino acids. NCBI's taxonomy places the organism in Eukaryota, Viridiplantae, Streptophyta, Magnoliopsida, Poales, Poaceae. The transcript has 2 exons.
CGAUCGACCGCCGCCCCCUCCCCCCCUCCCCCACCCCCAAUCGGCAGCAGCGCGAGUGAGAAGCAAAGCAUGGCGCGCCGGAGCAGCCUGCUCCUCGCCGCCGCCGCCGCGGCUCUGCUCGCCGUGGCCGCCGCAGUGCCGCCGACGUGCGAGCGCAUCGAGUGCCCGGCGUACGAGGUGGUGGACAGCGCCAACGGGUUCGAGAUCCGGCGGUACACGGACGCCAUGUGGGUCUCCACCUCGCCCAUCGAGGACAUCUCCUUCGUCGCCGCCACGCGCGCUGGCUUCCUCCAGCUGUUCAACUACAUCCAGGGCAAGAACGCGUACAACGAGACGAUCGAGAUGACGGCGCCGGUGCUGACGCUGGUGCUGCCCAGCGACGGGCCCUUCUGCGCCUCCUCCUUCGUCGUCAGCUUCUACGUGCCGGCCAAGAACCAGGCGGACCCGCCGCCGGCCGAGGGCCUGCGCGUGCACCGGUGGGCCGGGGCCAGGUACGCCGCCGUGCGCCGGUUCGGGGGCUUCGUGUCGGACGCCGACGUCGGCGAGCAGGCCGCGCGGCUCGACGCCAGCCUGCAGGGGACCAAGUGGGCCGCCGCGGUGAACGAGGGCCGCACCGCGGGCAAGGCGACGUCCUACACCGUGGCGCAGUACAACUCGCCGUUCGAGUUCAGCGGUAGGGUCAACGAGAUAUGGAUGCUCUUCGACGGCGCCAAGGAGGGCUCUGCCAUCAUGUAAGCCUGUGAGCCGUGAGUAUCUAUCUUCAAGAUAUCAAGUGUAGUGUGUACCUGCUCGAAUAAGUAUCUUGUUUUUUUCCUUGAGAGAAAGUGGUAGUGUAAUUACUGUGCUCUGCUGAUGAAUAAUGUAAGCUUACAAAUAAAGCUGCUCAAGUAAAUAAUAUUUUGCAUUGAAUUUA